GCCACUGAGCAAACGAUCCUCAGACUUGUUUGUUCUCAUUUGCCUACUGGUCAUUUUCUCUGCCGCGCUCUGAUUCAAAUCUUAUUCUCAAAGAGAAAAGUAGGCAUGGGAAAGAAACUUGAUGCUCUUUUUGGGAGAAACUUCAAGUCCUACAAGUUCAAGCCACAAGUCAAUCUUGCCAUUUCUCGCCUUGCCGUUCUCAAGCACCAACGCCAAGUCAAAUGCAACCAGGCCCGCUCCGAUGUCGUUCAGCUUCUCCAACAAGGCUACCAAGAACGUGCUCUCCUUCGAGUUGAGUAUGUGAUCAAGGAGCAAAAUAUGUUGGAUGCUUUCGUCAUGAUGGAAAGCUACUGCAAUCUACUUAUUGAAAGGGUUCACCUCAUUGAACAAGACAAAGAGUGUCCCACUGAAUUGAAGGAGGCGAUAUCAACAUUGCUCUUUGCAGCUUCAAGAUGCGGAGAGUUUCCAGAGCUUCAAGAGAUUCGUGCGUUGUUCACAUCUCGCUAUGGCAAGGAAUUUGUGAAUCGUGCUGUUGAAUUACGCAACAAUUGUGGAGUGAGCGCCAGGAUGAUACAAAAGCUGUCAACCCGUCAGCCAGAGCUGGAGAUCAGAAUGAAAGUGCUCAAGGAUAUUGCCACAGAGAAUGGUAUUGUUCUGCAACUUGAGGAAUCCUCUUCUAUUACCAAUCAGGAAAACUGGGAUGUAAGCAAGAAACAAAACCAGGCUGAACUGAAAACAUCAACUUCACAAAAUUCUCCUAAUGAACUCAGAAAAGAUGAUGAGUUUUCUGAUUCGAUAAAGGCAAAGAAGAAGUACAAGGAUGUGGCAGAUGCAGCUCAAGCUGCCUUUGAGUCAGCUGCUUAUGCAGCAGCAGCUGCAAGAGCAGCUGUGGAGCUCUCAAGAUCUGAAUCCCAUGAUCCCGAUGAUCACAGUGGUCCUAGUACUGGGCAAAGAAAAGAAACUGGAAGAGACAAGCCCAUGGAACUUGAAUCUGAAUCUAAAAUCAAAGAAAUUAAUGCUGAAAGCAAAACUGCAGAAUCAAAUCACAAUGAGAAAGUAGCAGACCUUGAGAGGUCAAUUUCUAGUUCAGGUUCAGACUUACCAGAAGAUGAUUUAAAGGUGAUUACAGUGUCCUCUGAUGAAGUGGACAGCGAGGGCUCAGUUGUUUCUCGUAAGCAGAUCGAAUCAAGCUCUCAAGCUAGUCUGAAAGUGAAGAGUGGACAAUCCAGUGCACAUGCUACUCAAGGAUCUGGGUUAGGAAGUAAACAGCAUUUAGACAUGGCUAUGCAUCCAAUGUCAGUUAGGACCAGAUUCACCAGACAAGUGCGCGGGUACUAAAAAGUGUGUAUAUGCUAAAUAUCAGUGUGUAAGUCUCAUGACUUGUGUAUUCAUGCCAUAGGCUUAUCAGCCAAACUGCCCUUUCUUUUUCAUUUUUCUCCCAUAUUUUUUAAAUAAUGUUGAAACUGUGUGAUUGUUUUGGAAUGCAAGUAGUGCUGAGAUUUUUUCUGAGUUAA
This is a messenger RNA of Mangifera indica (mango), 1514 nucleotides long. RefSeq lists its product as uncharacterized. Gene Ontology annotation, biological process: protein transport. The coding region runs from base 106 to 1338 and encodes 410 amino acids. The record is from RefSeq and is a predicted model, not a curated record. The transcript is spliced from 5 exons. Lineage: Eukaryota; Viridiplantae; Streptophyta; Magnoliopsida; Sapindales; Anacardiaceae.